Molecule: messenger RNA, 1150 nt
Organism: Synchiropus splendidus (mandarinfish)
Lineage: Eukaryota; Metazoa; Chordata; Actinopteri; Syngnathiformes; Callionymidae
Gene: exosc4
Product: exosome component 4
Exons: 3
Coding region: 207-944 (245 amino acids)
Biological process (GO): rRNA catabolic process; poly(A)-dependent snoRNA 3'-end processing; nuclear mRNA surveillance
Cellular component (GO): nuclear exosome (RNase complex); nucleolus; cytoplasmic exosome (RNase complex)
Source: RefSeq, a predicted model, not a curated record
CCUGGAAGCAAAACGGGAUGAAGAAGCAAAUAGGGCAGUGACAAGGCCAGUGACAGGCGCUUUCAGUGUGGGCCACGAUUUUCAUUUGGUCAGUGUGGCAUUUUCAGACCCAAUGAUGAUCGUUGUGAUGACGCUAGUGUCCAGCGGCGAAAGCGUUUGUGGGUAAUGUAGUUAGUAGUGACAGACACGCGGCGCACGGAGGCAAGAUGGCGGGCGUGGAGCUGCUGUCGGAGCAGGGCUACCGCCAGGAUGGACGGCGAGCGGCGGAGCUGCGGAAGGUCCAGGCUCGGAUGGGCGUGUUCGCUCAGGCGGACGGUUCCGCCUAUCUGGAGCAGGGAAACACCAAGGUCCUGGCUGUUGUCUACGGCCCGCACGAAAUGCGCGGCUCUCGCGGCAGGACCCUGCACGACCGGGCCGUCAUCAACUGCCAGUACAGCAUGGCCACCUUCAGCACGUCCGAGAGGAAGCGCCGGCCACACGGCGAUCGCAAGUCCACCGAGAUGAGUCUGCACCUGAAGCAGACGUUUGAGGCGGCCGUGAUGACGCAGCUGUAUCCGCGAUCCCAGAUCGACAUCUACGUCAAGAUCCUUCAGUCUGACGGAGGCAACUACAGCGGCUGCGUCAACGCCGCCACUCUGGCGGUGAUUGACGCCGGCAUACCCAUGAGGGAUUACGUGUGCGCCUGCACCGUGGGCUUCGUGGACGACAGCGCCCUCGCCGAUCUCUCCUACAUAGAGGAAAGCGGCGGCGUGAGCUCUCUGGCUCUGGCGCUGCUGCCCCGCGGUGGACAGAUCGCGCUGGUGCAGAUGGACGCCAGGCUGCAUCAGGACCACCUGGAGGCUCUGAUCGAAGCCGCCAUGACGGCGUGUAAAGGCGUCAGCAAGGUGCUGGAUGAGGUGGUGCGACGCCACCUGCAGGAGGUGUCGGCGCCGGCUGGCGAGUGACUGGCGGCAGCGGACCGCUGUCACGGUGGCAGGUGAAGCGGCGGGUUCAAGGCUGGCUGCGCCAGCAUCUGGCCCACAGGCGCGUGCUGCACCGUCACGAAGGGGCGGCCGCCUGUGUGAACGUUGGCGUGGGACUGGGAAGUCUUGACGGACUUCUCCAGUACAACUUGACCACCCGCUGGAGCGAUGUGAAUAAAUGUCAUAUG